AUGUUAUAUUGUUUUCUGACACUUCUCUCUGUUGUCACAGUAUGUGGAAAUCUCCUUGUAAUAUUUUCUGUGUUUUACUUCAAACAGCUUCAUACUCCUACUAACUUCCUUAUUUUGUCUCUGGCUGUUGCUGACCUGCUUGUUGGGAUCAUAGUUUUUCCUUUUAGCAUGGCAUUUUCUCUCAGUUCUUGUAUGUAUCAUGAAGGUGUAUUUUGUAAGGUAAGAGACUGCUUUGAUAUAUUGUUUAGCACAUGUUCUAUUUUACACUUAUGCUGUAUUUCUGUUGACAGAUAUUAUGCAGUAUGUCAGCCAUUAACAUAUAAAUCUAAAAUCAACCGUCAUGUUGUUAUUAUCAUGGUUGCUGUAAUCUGGAUUUUUUCUGCACUUAUUGCAAUUGCUGUAAUGAUACCAAGAACAAAUGAAAAAUGUCAGGAACAAUGUUUUAUUGAUGUUUUCAUAGCAAACACAGUUGGGUCUCUUUUGUCAUUUUACUUUCCAGUUGUCAUACUGUUGUGUAUUUAUCUGAAGAUUUUUAUUGUUGCACAGAGACAGGCACGAAGUAUCCAAACUGUGAUAAAACGUGGAGCAAAUGUCAGUAAGAUGGAAAGAAAAGCCACAAAGACUCUGACUAUUGUUCUGGGAGUGUUUCUUAUGUGUUGGACUCCUUUCUUUCUUUGCAUCUCUUUUCAGCCUUUUAUAAACAGUUUAAUAGUAGUUCAUGUGAUUGAAACACUUAAUUGGCUUGCACUGGCAAACUCAACAGUGAAUCCAUUCAUUUAUGCCUUCUUUUACAGCUGGUUUAGAUCAGCUUUUAAAAUUAUUAUUUCUGGAAAAAUCUUUCAUUGUGAUUUUGCUAACACAAAACUGAAAUGA
Molecule: messenger RNA, 873 nt
Organism: Austrofundulus limnaeus
Lineage: Eukaryota; Metazoa; Chordata; Actinopteri; Cyprinodontiformes; Rivulidae
Product: trace amine-associated receptor 1-like
Exons: 1
Coding region: 1-873 (290 amino acids)
Biological process (GO): G protein-coupled receptor signaling pathway
Cellular component (GO): membrane
Molecular function (GO): trace-amine receptor activity
Source: RefSeq, a predicted model, not a curated record